AUACCUAUCACAACUCGUAUUUGAUACAUACAUACAAGAAGGAGAUAACACAAAAAAAGAAGAAAAUAAUCUGUUAGCCAUGGCGAAAAUACUUAUGCUUCUCUCCGCAAUCUUUCUCCUGGUGUCUCCUCUGGUGAGUGGUUACAGAGGAAUGAUGGUUGGUGGAAGAACACAAGUGAGAGACGUGAAGAGUAACGAGGCGGUGCAGGAGUUGGGAAGGUUCUGCGUGAAGGAGUUCAACAAGCAGCAGCUCCGCCAGCAGCAUGGCGGUAGCAACGGAGGAGGAGGAGAGCUGCUGAUGUUUUCUGAGGUGGUAGCAGCAGAGACCCAGGUGGUUUCUGGAAUAAAAUACUAUCUGAAGAUUGCAGCAAGCAAUGGGAAAGGAGAGGCAAAGGUUUUCGAUUCAGUUGUGGUGGUGAAAGCCUGGAUUGAUGACAAACAGUUGAUUACGUUUGAGCCUGCUGCUGCUAAUGAAUUAAGGAAGUUUAAAAAGUAAAUUAAUUUCUUUUGUUUUAGGGUUUGGGUGUUUUUGAAUGAUUCUAAUAUGAAUUUUGGGCGGUGUUGUAUGUCUAUUUUGAGGGUUUUCUUUUUCUUUUUCUUUAUAAAUUUGUGUUAAAAUAUGUGUUGUUGGGGGUAUCUGUUACUGUCUAACCAUAUGUUUAUAUGUGUAGUGCUUCGUGCACAUAUAAUCUCUGAUCCAAUAAUCAAAAUAAAGGAAUAAAACUUUCAGAUUGUUAA
Messenger RNA from Ricinus communis (castor bean), 738 nucleotides. Its product is annotated as cysteine proteinase inhibitor 5. The coding region runs from base 80 to 496 and encodes 138 amino acids. The record is from RefSeq and is a predicted model, not a curated record. The transcript has a single exon. Gene Ontology annotation, molecular function: cysteine-type endopeptidase inhibitor activity. NCBI's taxonomy places the organism in Eukaryota, Viridiplantae, Streptophyta, Magnoliopsida, Malpighiales, Euphorbiaceae.